This is a messenger RNA of Cylindrotheca closterium, 1044 nucleotides long. The record is from the annotation of a GenBank genome assembly. NCBI's taxonomy places the organism in Eukaryota, Bacillariophyta, Bacillariophyceae, Bacillariales, Bacillariaceae.
AUGCCAGGCCACGAAGACAGUGGUGAUCCACCGCUAGGUGGUCCCGACGAUGAGCCGAUUAGUAGCAGUCGUCCUCGCCGAAGUCGAUCACGAUCUCCUCCACGUCGACGCCGUCGAAGCAGGAGUCGAAGUCUUAGCCGGAGUCGAUCCAGAUCGCCAGAAUCACGACGAAGGCGAUCACCUCCUCGGCGAUACCGAGGAAGAUCAAGGAGUCGCAGUUUUAGUCCAGGGCGCUCUCGCAGUCGAUCGCCUCCCCAUGGUGGAAGACAUUCUCGUGAGAGAGAUCGCUCUGGAGGUCGUAGAGGAGGACCUGGCUUUGGUGGAAGAGGAGAUUAUGGACGCGGCUAUGGACCACCCCGUGGGCCUUAUGGUGAACCCUUUCACGAUGCCGCUGGCUCAGGUCCUUACGGUCCUCCACGAGGCGGAGGAGGAGGACCUCCGCCCCGCCGUGGAGGAGAACGUAGACGCCGUGAGGAAGGGCCUCCUGGAGUCUCUCUCUUGGUGCGAAACGUAUCUCCCGAUGCGACUACUGCUGAUUUGCAAAGGGCUUUUGGAAAGAUUGGAGAAGUGCGAGAUGUCUACAUUCCAAGAGACUACCACUCACAGCAACCCAAGGGAUUUGCUUUUAUUGAAUAUGCCGACCCUGAAAUGGCAAAGGAAGCACGCGAUGAGAUGGAUAGAUUCCGAAUCAAGGGACGGGAACUCGAAGUUGUGUUUGCUCAAGAACGACGCAAAACUCCUGGUGAGAUGAAAGUUCGAGGUGGUGCUCCUGGUGAACGUGAACGAGGAGGAGGAGGUGGUGGUGGUGCUCCAAGUGGCCGUGGACGAGGUGGAGGAGGAGGCGGUGACCGUGGACGAGGCGGACGCAACUUUGAGCGCUCGUCUUCCUUUGAGAGACAUCAAAAUCAACAGCGAAAUCGGGAUCGAAAGGGGAGUGAUAAUGAAGGCCGUCGUUCGGAAUCGAGUCCAAAGAACGAUCGCAAGGGCGAAGAAUCUGGAAAUGCCGCUGGGGAAGGCAACCAAGGAUCAAAUAAUGAUGUCUGA